AUGGCUGCUCUACACACAACCAGUCCCUACCGAGAAUGCAUACUAACGAGAAAUGAUAUCGAAGCUCUCAUUGCCGAGGGACGGAAGAUAGUAAUACUAGACGGCAAAGUGAUCAAGCCAGACGCAUGGCUUCCCUACCACCCAGGUGGUGACAAGGCUAUCCUUCACAUGGUUGGUCGAGAUGCGACGAACGAGGUCAAGGCUUUCCAUUCCCGGGAGACGCAGGACUUCAUGCUCAAGUAUCAGAUUGGCAGGAUAGAAGGACCAUGGGUCGACUUUCUGCCACCGAUACAGGGUGGUGUGUUUAGGACGAAGGAUAUGCAGGGGGCAGAGGAUGGAAGGAGUUCGGCGGAGAGGGACUCAUCAGACCGGGAUAGUUCGGUGGAACUAUCGCCCAUCUUCGAUGCAACAGAAAGUUCAUCCUACCUCAGAAGAAGGAAGAGCAAUGGUGCUGCCAAUGAUGACUCCUCCGCAACCUCACUUUCCGACAUGGAGCUCAAGGAGCCGACGCAGACCUCCAAGAAAGCCAACAACGACAACCAUCCAGAACUCCUCUACGACCUCGACGCCUACCCGGAUCUAAACCCCACCACCCAAGCGAACAUCAACCAAAAAUACAAACUCCUCGACGCCCGCCUGCGCGCCCAAAACCUCUACGCCUGCAACUACACCGCCUACUUCUACGAACUCCUCCGCUACACUCUCCUCGCCCUACUAGCCUACUCCUGCCUGCAAACCCACCACUACAUCCCCUCGGCCCUCUUCCUCGGAAUGCUCUGGCACCAACUAACCUUCACCGUGCACGACGCCGGCCACAUGGGCAUAACCCACUCCUUCCACCUCGACAGCCUCCUCUCCAUCCUCGUCGCCGACUUCCUCGGCGGCCUAAGCGCAUGCUGGUGGAAACAAAACCACAACGUCCACCACAUCGUCACCAACUCCGCCGAGCACGACCCGGAUAUCCAACAUAUGCCUUUCUUCGCCAUCUCGCCCCGUUUCUUUGGCAGUCUGAGAAGUACUUACUACGACCGCAUCAUGGCCUUUGAUUCCGUGGCGAAGUUCACGUUAAAGUAUCAACAUUACCUCUACUACCCCAUCCUCUGCUUCGGCCGCUUCAACCUCUACGUCCUGAGCUGGCAGUACAUCAUCCUCGGCCAAGGCCCACGCAAGGGUCCCGCGCGCUACCAUCGAUACCUCGAGAUGCUAGGCCAGGUCUUCUUCUGGUACUGGUUCGGAUACCUCGUCGUCUACCGCAGUAUCCCCACCGCUUGGGAACGGAUACUAUAUAUUGCCAUCUCCCACGCCGUGACCAUGCCCGUACACGUGCAAAUCACACUCUCCCACUUCGCCAUGUCGACCGUCGAUCUGGGACCCGCGGAGUCCUUCCCACAGAAGAUGUUACGCACGACCAUGGACGUCGACUGUCCGUGCUGGCUGGACUGGUUCCACGGUGGGUUGCAAUUCCAAGCUGUGCAUCAUUUGUUCCCUCGCAUGCCGCGACAUAAUUUACGCCGGGCGCAGGGGUUUGUGAGGGAGUUUUGCGAGGAUGUCGGGAUCCCUUAUGCGAUUUUUGGGUUUGUGGAGGGGAAUGGGAAAGUGAUUGGGCGGUUGGGGGAGGUGGCCAAGCAAGCGAGGAUGUUGGCGGGGUGUCAGAGGAGUAUUACUGUCGGGGAGGUGUUGGACGGGCAUUAA
Molecule: messenger RNA, 1692 nt
Organism: Recurvomyces mirabilis
Lineage: Eukaryota; Fungi; Ascomycota; Dothideomycetes; Mycosphaerellales; Teratosphaeriaceae
Exons: 1
Coding region: 1-1692 (563 amino acids)
Biological process (GO): lipid metabolic process
Cellular component (GO): membrane
Molecular function (GO): oxidoreductase activity, acting on paired donors, with oxidation of a pair of donors resulting in the reduction of molecular oxygen to two molecules of water
Source: RefSeq, a predicted model, not a curated record